GUUCAUAUUUGGUAGGACGCGAGCUUUCCUCCCCCAAGAAAUGAAGGAAUGGACUCCCAAUGGAGAGAGAAAAAGCUCUAUCCUCUGUUAGGCAUAUUCUUGUUAGUCUCUCUUCUUUACUUGAACUUCAAUAACAAUCUCAGCUUCCCAGUCCUCCUAUGGCAACCCAAGAUGGGUUUUGUCUCUACCAAUUCCACACAAUUCUUCAUCAUCAAUGGUGGUGGUGAUCAGGAUCUAUAUUCGCCGCUGUAUGUUAAUGGAUGGAACUCCUAUUGGUUAAUGGAAGAAAGUGUGUGGACCUCUUCAAGAUCCAAGGUAUCCAAGAUGCUUAAGAGAGGAUCCCAAAUGGGGUUGACUGUCUGCAGGACUUGGGCUUUCAGUGAUGGCCAUGGUCCUAAUGGUUUGCAGCUCUCUCCUGGUGUCUUCAACGAGAGGGCCUUUCAGGGGUUAGACUUUGUGAUAGUUGAGGCAAGGAAGCAUGGCAUAAGGUUAAUCCUCAGUCUAGUGAAUAAUUUGAACGCGUUUGGUGGAAAAGAUCAGUACGUGAGGUGGGCACAAGAAGCUGGGAUUAAUGUCUCUUCAUCAGAUGAUUCAUUCUUUUCAAACCCAACCAUUAAAGAUUACUAUAAGGCCUAUGUCAAGGCUAUUUUGAUGAGAAAGAACUCUAUGAGUGGAGUUAGAUAUUCUGAUGAACCAGCAAUUUUUGCUUGGGAGCUCAUGAAUGAACCUCGUUGUGCAUCUAGUUCAUCAGCUCCUUUUCUUCAGGCAUGGAUAACUGAGAUGGCUGCUUUUAUCAAAAGUUUGGACAAAAAACACCUAGUGACUGUUGGAGUAGAGGGAUUUUAUGGCCUGACCACAAGUAACAAAACAGAAGUGAAUCCUGGGAAAUGGGCAGCCUUACUUGGAUCGGACUUUAUACAGAAUUCGGCAGUCAAAAACAUAGAUUUUGCUUCAGUUCACACUUACCCAGAUAGCUGGAUCCCAAGUUCUGAUUUGAAAGCAAAAGCAAAUUUUCUUUCGCUUUGGGUGGACUCUCAUAUAAGCGAUGGGGACUUUGUGCUGAGGAAACCUGUUCUUUUUACAGAAGUGGGCUCUACAUGGCAUGUAAAUAAGAAGGGAGUAUAUGACACUGAUGCAGAUGUUUUCUUGAAAAUGGUGUAUGAUAGAAUUUAUGAUUCAGCAAAAAAGAGGCAGGCUGGUGCAGGAGCCUUAAUUUGGCAGCUACUAGUUGAAGGAGUGGAGGAAUACAGUGACCAGUUUUCCCUUGUGCCCUGGCAUUAUCCUUCCACCUAUAAACUGAUAGAAGAACAAUCAUAUAGGCUACGAAGUGUUUUUGCCAAGAGCAGUAAAGAUGGAGAGAUUAACAGGAGAGGUCCUUGAUUUUGAACUUGCAGAUAAGCAGAAAUCAAUCAUGCCAAAUAGUAACGUUGAAGGUGGGAGCGGGGUAUUAGGAGUUUUAUAUGAUUCUUCUGAUAGAAAAAUAAAAGCAAAGAAAGAAGAAAGAGUGACACUGAUUCAGGUUUAUUUAAUUCUUUUUAGAUGCCAGGCUAAGAAGUUAGAAGUUAUAGUUGUGCUGUGCAGCCGGUUGAGUUUGGAAAAUUCACCUUGAAUGUUGUAAAUCGCUGUACAUAAUUUGUGCAGUUGUUGUUGAUAAAAAUCAUAUGUACUUGGUCAUAAUUGUUUGUUGUAUUUAUAUAGCUGUUAUGAUAAUUAUUUUGUCA
Molecule: messenger RNA, 1721 nt
Organism: Hevea brasiliensis (rubber tree)
Lineage: Eukaryota; Viridiplantae; Streptophyta; Magnoliopsida; Malpighiales; Euphorbiaceae
Product: mannan endo-1,4-beta-mannosidase 6
Exons: 5
Coding region: 49-1380 (443 amino acids)
Molecular function (GO): hydrolase activity, hydrolyzing O-glycosyl compounds
Source: RefSeq, a predicted model, not a curated record